Molecule: messenger RNA, 2472 nt
Organism: Drosophila montana
Lineage: Eukaryota; Metazoa; Arthropoda; Insecta; Diptera; Drosophilidae
Gene: TM9SF4
Product: transmembrane 9 superfamily protein member 4
Exons: 6
Coding region: 176-2056 (626 amino acids)
Biological process (GO): protein localization to membrane
Cellular component (GO): membrane
Source: RefSeq, a predicted model, not a curated record
UUAUUGAACUAUACAACAUUCGAGCCUUGCGCAACACUGAACGGGCGACGAUUGCAAGCUAGAGGAGGCAAUAAGAAUAGAGAAUAUAUUUUUUUAGCUAGUUUAUAAAUUGGCAAAUUUUUAGUUAUAACUACAUUUAGUGCAUAUCAUUUAGGCUUCAAACCCACAUCCAGCCAUGCAGUGGACGGUGAUGUUGGCGCUGCUUGCCAGUAGCAGCGUUGUCGUCAUUGUCGAUUGCUUUUAUGUGCCCGGUGUGGCGCCCGUUGAGUUUGUGCGUGGCCAAAAAAUCGAUGUGAAAGCGGUAAAAAUGACCAGCAGCCGGACACAGCUGCCGUAUCAGUAUUAUUCCCUUCGCUUCUGUUAUCCUAAGAAUGGCACACUCAUUUUCAAGUCGGAGAAUCUUGGAGAGGUGCUGCGUGGCGAUCGCAUUGUCAAUACACCGUACGAGGUCCAAAUGGCAGAGAACAUCAAUUGCAAGCUGUUGUGCAAUAAGAAGGAUUUGCCCAUGACCUGGAGCAAAGAGGAUUCGGCCAUGGUCGCUGAGCGCAUACAACACGAGUAUUUUGUGCACUUGCUGGUGGACAAUUUACCGGUGGCUACGCGAAUUGUCAAUGUCAAUAAUCCCGCCGAAGUUAACUAUGAGCAUGGUUACAGAUUGGGCCAAGUCGAUGGCGAUAAAAUGUACAUCAACAAUCAUCUUAAAUUUAUACUCUCCUAUCACAUGUACACUAAGGAUAAAUAUCGCGUCGUUGGCUUUGAGGUGAUAACUGGUUCUGUAAGCAACAAGGAGAUCAAGUUUGAAGGCGAUAGCUGCAAUUUUCCGGAUAGCCCAAGUCCACAGGUGGUUAAUCCUUCGGGCGAAACUCAGCUGUAUUUCACGUACUCUGUCGUAUGGAAGGAGUCCAAGGUUAGCUGGGCCUCACGCUGGGAUAUUUAUUUGGGCAUGCGUGAUGUGCAGAUCCAUUGGUUUAGCAUUAUCAAUUCGCUGGUCGUGGUCUUCUUUUUGUCGGGCAUACUCACCAUGAUUAUGAUACGCACAUUGAGGCGUGACAUUGCUCGAUAUAAUACGGAUGAUAACAUCGAGGAUACUCUGGAGGAGACCGGCUGGAAACUGGUGCAUGGCGACGUCUUUCGUCCGCCCAAAAAUACGCGCCUCUUUUCUGCUAUAAUUGGCAGUGGCAUUCAAAUUUUUUUCAUGUCCAUGAUCACCAUAUUCUUUGCCAUGCUGGGCAUGCUCUCGCCCUCCUCACGCGGCGCUCUAAUGACCUCAGGCAUUUUUAUGUAUGUCUUUAUGGGCACCAUUGCAGGCUACUAUGCUGCGCGACUCUACAAGACGAUGAAGGGGCGUGAGUGGAAGCGCGCCGCCUUCCUAACAGCCACUCUCUAUCCGGGCAUUGUCUUCGGCACUGGCUUCAUUUUGAACUUCUUCAUUUGGGACAAGUCCUCGAGUGGCGCUGUGCCUUUUACCACAAUGAUAUCGCUGCUAUUGCUAUGGUUCGGCAUAUCAGUGCCUCUGGUAUACCUGGGCUUCUACCUGGGCUAUCGCAAGCAGCCGUAUCAGCAUCCAGUGCGCACCAACAUGAUACCACGUCAGGUGCCCGCUCAGCACUGGUACAUGAAUGCCGCUUUGAGCACCCUUAUGGCUGGCAUAUUGCCAUUUGGCGCCGUUUUUAUUGAGCUUUUCUUUGUCUUUACAGCCAUUUGGCAAAAUCAGUUUUAUUAUUUGUUUGGAUUUCUGUUUUUAGUGUUUUGUAUUCUGGUUGUUAGCUGCGGCCAAAUAUCAAUUGUCAUGACCUAUUUUCAGCUGUGCGGCGAGGAUUAUCGCUGGUGGUGGCGCAGCUUUAUCGUAUCCGGUGGCUCGGCUGUGUAUGUGCUAUUCUAUAGCAUAUUUUACUUCUUUACCAAGCUGGAGAUUACAGAAUUUAUACCCACGCUACUUUACUUGGGCUACACAGGUCUCAUGGUGCUAACAUUCUGGCUGUUGACCGGCUCCAUCGGCUUCUUUGCUGCCUAUAUAUUCAUAUUGAAAAUCUACGGUGCCGUAAAAAUUGAUUAAGACCUAAGAGACAUCACACUGGCACACUAUGCUGUACACCAAACUAUCCCUGCAAUAUCAUUUGAUCGUAAUACUUAUUGCCUAUAAUAUAAAUAUUUAUAUAUAUAUAUGAAAGAACACCUAGCAGUCUGCAAAAGGCCAUGUGUAAAAUCUUGUUUAAGCUAUUUAGCUCUCAACUCUUAACUAAGUCUGCUAUAAGUUUCCUUUUUGCCUGCUGAUGCGCUUUAAUUACCGACAAAACACCGAUUGAGAAACUUAAUUAAGAGUUUAGUUGGGCGUCGCUCAAAUUUCGAGUGCAUUGCGUAGGGUACAUUAUAGAAACGCCUAAUUUAUAUAUGUAUUGUAAAAAAAAAACGAUAACCUAAUCUAAGCUUUAACAUAAAAACAUGAAAUCUAAUAAAUCUAAGCUAAGUAUA